AUGGAGGGUCUUCUUUCGGAGCUCUUCAAUGGCAAUUGGAGCCAUUAUUUAUUUCGAAGACCGGGGUUGAGGAGGGCGCCUGGCUUAGAAGGCGCGCUCUUUAAGGGCUGGACUUUUGAUCCGAAUCAGAUUCGGGACGAUAACUGGGGAAUGGUCGUCAAGAGUUUGAUAUACCAAAGCCUGAAUAAAGUUGGGCUCAUUCCAUUCGAAGCAUUAGUAGAGCUAUCCCGCGGUCAAGUUACGCCCACUUUGCGAGACUUCCUCGAGGAAUAUGAGCUUCUGUAUUCGCAAAUAUGCAGCUUUUACGUGAAACGGCCCUAUAGCAUGAAGUCCGGAGGGCACUUAAGCUUGAUGAAAGAGCACCUGGAGGACAAAACGAUUGGUGCUGAUCCAUUCAUACGCACCGUGGUUCAAGACGCAUGUGACUAUGUGGUUAACAAGCAUACAAGAAAGAGAGACCUGGUUGAAGAUCUUCGUCACUUUAUUACCAAUCCCUUGAGAGAUCAGCUUCACGAAUACGUACCCCAUAAUAUCUUGCUCCGACGCAAAAAGGUGCUGGCAGUGCGCCUCAAGGCUUACAUCUCAGACGCUUCCAACAUGUGGGACAAGCCCUUCGAUUCUAGUACCACAUUUCUGGACGAAUAUCUGUCACUUGAACCUCGAGCUCUUGCCGAGAGAAUAACCAAAGUUGAUCAUCAUCUAUACCGAAAGCUCAAGGUCAGCUCGUUCCUCGAAAAAGGACAGGAUUUGCAAACCCUCCAGCAGCGUGAAAUAAAUUUGACAAGGUCGGUGAUGGAGUGCCUGGACACACAAAUUUUGAAUGUAGAGCAAGUUUUUGAACUGGCAAAGCACUUUUGCGAUAUGCAAAAUUACCUAUCAAUGGAUGCGGUACAGACUGGAGCCGAAUCUGCCAGAUUAACUCCCGAAAUCAAGCAGCGCCUGAGAUCCAUCGCAAAUUGGGAGCAACAACUCAAUAUUCCUAAACCAGGACUAUAUCCUUUAGCCCGUGCUGCUAAAUGUGCAGUAUUGUGGGAUAACACACAACUCGCUGAGAAGUACAUCGAUUUAUGUGUUUGUUACACUCUUGAACGCCUGGCUGAAACGGGAACAUGGGAUGAAAGAAUCAAAAACAUGGAGCCGCCACAUACCAAGACCGUCGACCUUGUCUUUGGAGCUCGCAGAUAUAUGGAUGGUGUUGUUGUUUCUGAACGUUGA
Molecule: messenger RNA, 1215 nt
Organism: Penicillium subrubescens
Lineage: Eukaryota; Fungi; Ascomycota; Eurotiomycetes; Eurotiales; Aspergillaceae
Exons: 4
Coding region: 1-1215 (404 amino acids)
Source: RefSeq, a predicted model, not a curated record